AUUAUGAAAAAUGCCCUAUUAAUAACAUACUAGAAGUUCAUUUUUCCAUUGUUUCAAGGGAGAGGAGGCACCUAAAAGUCUUACUUAAUAUGCUUUCUUUAGGUUUCCUAUGCUUUUUUACUAUAAUAAAAAUAUAUUACUAGACUUACCUAAAUAGAUUGUUUUCAACCUGACAAAGUUACAUAAGAGAAUCCCCUUGUACUUAAAGAAAAAUGCAAUUAUUUUCUAUUCUGAAUCUCCAGACUGCUGUUUUAGAAAAUCAUAUCUGAUUAUUUGCUCAGCAGAAGAUUAUUGAGUUGAUUUAGCUGUGAUUUUACUUAACAAAGCUUCAACUGAAUUCCUACUGUGGAGUCCAAAAAAGGUAGAGAGAUAUAAAUGAUACAUUCAAACUGUGAUUUUUGUGAACAGGGCCAUCAAUGCACCCCUCGGAGCUAAUAGCGGAGAUGAGAAACAGUGGGUUUGCACUGAAACAAAAUGUACUGGGGAGAAACUUGACCGCAAAUGAUCCAUCACAGGAAUUUGUUGCAAGCGAAGAUGAUGAUCCAGAAGUUGAAUUUUUAAAAUCACUGUCAACCAAACAAAAGCAGAAACUUCUAAGGAAGUUGGAUCGACUGGAGAAGAAAAAGAAAAAGAAAGACAAGAAGAAGAAAAAGCAGCAAAAGAAAAAAAGCAAAAGUAAACACAAGAAACAUAAGACGAGAUGCUCGUCCUCGUCCUCCAGCGAGACUUCAGUGAGCAGCAGCGAUAGCGAGACUGACAGCAGAGACAGAGCAGCACAAAAGAAGAUGUAUUCCAAGAAAAGAAAAAAAGACAAGUUUUCGGAGGCUAGCAGCAGCAGCGAUUCAGAAGGGAGCGCAAAGACGAAGGAAAAACUUCACCAAGAGCACUCCGGUAGUCACGGUAACAAGGACAGAGAGCGGGAGAAGCACAGGCUUUUAAAGGAAGAUAGUUCUGUGGAGAACAACAAAUGGGGCUCCUCUGAGGGGGAAAGGAAGUCCAAAAGCAG
This is a messenger RNA of Eurypyga helias (sunbittern), 1006 nucleotides long. RefSeq names its product corepressor interacting with RBPJ 1-like. NCBI's taxonomy places the organism in Eukaryota, Metazoa, Chordata, Aves, Eurypygiformes, Eurypygidae. Gene Ontology annotation, molecular function: transcription corepressor activity. Gene Ontology annotation, biological process: negative regulation of DNA-templated transcription. The transcript is spliced from 3 exons. The record is from RefSeq and is a predicted model, not a curated record. Gene Ontology annotation, cellular component: nucleus. The annotation marks the transcript as partial.